AUGGAUACUUCUUUCAGCUUCAACCCUCUGUGGGAGGAGAAAGCAAUCAUCUACAAGCCUGAGGUAGCUCUCCGUGCUCUGGAUGACAAGAUCUACGGCAUCAUCCUGAAGUCUGGUCUCUUGCCCAAGAGCGGCGAGGUCUUCCUCACACCCGAGGUCUUGCGCAUAGUCUCCGCCGUUGCGAAACACAUGCUACUGAACCUUGGUAUCGACAACGAGGUUCUUAGCAAGAUCCGGACCACUGCUGUCAAAUUAGUCCCAGGUCGCAGCACGUUCUAUCUCAUCGAUGCGUGCCUUGUGUCUUGGUAUGUUCAGGCUGUGGAUGUCAUCUUCGCUCAUAACGAAGCCCGCCGCUUCGUUUCCAGACCCAACAUGCCAUCUGCUUGGAUCGGGGGCUAUACCAACGAACGCCCUAUGGCCAACCUGGGCUUUAUGAGCAUGCUUGCAGGAACCCGGGAUGUGAGCAUGCCUGAGCAUCCUAAGCUUCGUGCAGCCGCCCUCGUGUCGAAGGCCACAGUAUCGGUUCUAUACACUGCUUAUACUAUUGGGCCUCAUCUCAAAGACUUCCCUUGGGACAGACUCGAACGUAUGCCGGUCCUUCCAGCCGUUGAUCUUUAUCUCAAGGUCUUCAUCUCCAGUUGCGGCAGCAUCUACAGUAACAAGCCAGCCAUCGCACCUCCCCCUGCUUUUGAGUACAGUGUUACUCAAGACGAUGUCAAGAUAUCCAAAUGUGGCAGCAAGCUCAUGAUCAAGACACACGGAGAUGAGACCUGGCACGCAGCUCCCAAAUGGCACCCCUACAUCAAGCUUCCCGGGUCCCCAUGGAACAACUUUAUCAGAAACCGCAAACAAGCCAUCUUUUUGGAAGACUCAGGCUAUUCCAACUAUUGUGAAUCCGAGUCGGCAGAUUCUGGGUCCGAGUCAGGGUCUCCUUCUGGGUUCGCACCCGAGCCCGAGAAGGCCGAGUCGGAGCAUUCUAAGUCGGACGAAGUAACCAUCAAGUACAAGCUUCCGAGCUCAGUCCUUACCAUCUUCCGAGAAUUCGAGGAUAAAUAUUCCACCGCCAGGGAAGAGUUGGACUUGAACCACCCACGCAGUCGACGUGUUCUUUCGGAGCGCGCAACCAUCCGUCAGUACAACCGGUUCGCUCGUCUUUCAGGUCGUACCUAUGCGAAGGAGUGCCCGGAUGAUGCUUCUGCUGUUUAUCUGACUGAUGUCAACGAGGAUUUUCUGUAUUAUUCUCCUGUGAUCCAAAAACCUCGUGCAGAUGCAGCUGGAAAUCUUGGUCUCCCUUUCAUGUCCACUGCAGUUCACUCUGUGGGGGUUCACGAUGACCCUGAGGAGCCUGACGAUGGUUUCUUCAUUAUGACUUACAAGCAAUAG
Fusarium venenatum is the source of this 1383-nucleotide messenger RNA. RefSeq lists its product as uncharacterized. The record is from RefSeq and is a predicted model, not a curated record. Lineage: Eukaryota; Fungi; Ascomycota; Sordariomycetes; Hypocreales; Nectriaceae.